AUGUCUUCUAUUCAACAACCAUCAAGAAAUGAUGAUAAACAAGAUGAUGAUACAUUUUCGAAUCUUGAUUUUCCAACCAAACCAAAUAUUCAAGCUGAACCCUCAGUUUAUGAUACUAUUACUGGCUUUAAUCCAUUCUAG
This is a messenger RNA of Funneliformis geosporum, 141 nucleotides long. Lineage: Eukaryota; Fungi; Glomeromycota; Glomeromycetes; Glomerales; Glomeraceae. The record is from the annotation of a GenBank genome assembly.